Molecule: messenger RNA, 3591 nt
Organism: Trichobilharzia regenti
Lineage: Eukaryota; Metazoa; Platyhelminthes; Trematoda; Strigeidida; Schistosomatidae
Source: the annotation of a GenBank genome assembly
CAGAGUGUGAGUCUCAUUCAGAAAACUAACACACUAGGAAUGCAAUCACUUCCAAAUGACGAGUUCCAAACAGUAACUAAUACUCGUCUAGGUCACCAGCAAGCUACUUAUUUCUUCAGAUAUCAUCAAAGAGUCAUCAAAGAGUGGUUGGCAUAUCAACAGUGAGUGAGGAUUCCCACGCAAUACAAGCACAAUGCAAAUUAACCGGUUAACUGACUCAUUUCAUUUGGAGAGCGGAUAAUACAAACAAACAAAUAUCCUUGAUUAUUUAACGGUUCUAUUAAUUUUUAGGUAAACAACUACAGUAUAGUGCAUGAAUCUUGUGUGGUGUAUCACAUGAAUACAUCGGUAUGUUCGUUCUUUCUCUCUUCAAACAUCGGUAUGUGUUGAGGGUUUAUAAAUCCAAGGUCAUUUGCUCUACUUUCUCUGGAUGGCGACAUCAAUCAUCAAAUUACAUACCCUUUCCGGUGCCAAUGAUAACGGAGCACCCUGUUAUUUACUUCAAAUAGAUGAAUUCCACUGUCUUCUUGAUUGCGGUUGGUGUGAGAAACUGGAUAGUGAUUAUGUGAAAGAGGUUUCGAAGUGGGCCAAACACAUUGAUGCCGUGCUUCUUAGUCAUCAGAGCCUAAGACAUCUUGGGCUACUCCCUUAUCUUGUGGGGACAUGUGGACUUAACUGCCCAAUUUACGCUACAACUCCUGUUUAUAAAAUGGGACAGAUGUUUUUGUAUGAUUUUUACCAGUCAAGACAUGCAUCAGAAGACUUUCAUCAUUUCACCCUUGAUGAUGUGGACCUGGCAUUUGAUUAUGUUCAUCAGGUUAAGUAUCAACAAAUGACCAGUCUUCAUGGACGUGGUCACGGAUUAUGUAUAAUUCCACUUCCGUCAGGACAUACUAUUGGCGGGACUAUCUGGAAAAUAGUCAAAGAGGAUACAAGUAUUGUCUAUGCCCUAGAUUUCAACCACAAAAAAGAAAGACAUUUGAAUGGAGCCACAUUCGAUGCUUGCAUACGUCCUCAUCUAUUGAUUAUGGAUGGUUCCAACACUUUAUAUACUCAGCCUAGGAGGAAAGACCGCGAUGAAAAUUUACGUCAAACAAUAUUGAAAACCUUAAGACGUGGUGGGAAUGUGUUGAUUGCAGUUGAUACAGCCGGUCGGUGCCUGGAGGUCGCCCAUUUUCUGGAGCAGUGUUGGCUCAAUCAAGAAUCUGGUCUAAUGGCUUAUGGAUUAGCAAUGAUAAAUAACGUGGCUGUAAAUGUCGUAGACUUCGCUAAGUCUAUGGUUGAGUGGAUGUCUGAGAAAGUAAUGCGGUCUUUUGAAGACCAGAGGAGCAAUCCAUUUCAUUUCAGGCACAUGCAGCUUUGCCAUACACUGGAGCAACUAGAUGCAGUUUCGGAGCCCAAAGUUGUUCUUUCGUCACUUUCUGAUCUUAGCUGUGGAUUUUCACGUCAGUUAUUUGCUGAGUGGGCUGACAAUGAUUUAAAUGCAGUUAUUCUUACCUGUCGAGAUUCUAUCACUACUGGAGGUGAUGUGUCUCCUGCGCGCAGCUUGAUAUCACGUCUUAUUGGAUUAGCAAGGAAGGACGCAGAGGCAAGAAAAGACUUGCCAACAAGUUCUACUGGCACUUUAAUUCUUCCUUUAACACUGUCACAAAGAGUAUCAUGUUCCCAAAUAGAACGAUCGGGUUCUGACAUUCCACACUUGAGGAAUUCCACAAAAAUUUUAUCAGCUGCACAAAAUAUCAGUCCAACAGCUAGCGACUUUCCUUCAGAAACAGAACCUACAGAUGUAAACACUGGUUUAGCAGAGAUCGUGGUGCCAUCGUUGAAUGAUGUUCCAUCUGAUGAAGUUUCAUCACAGAAUCCAGAAGAAGCCCCUGAAAGACGCACUUCAUGUGGAUCUGAAAUGGAAAUUGAAUCAACGCAUAAUGAAAGUCGUCCUAGUGAUUCGAUUGAUUCUAGCGGAGAUAACUUCAAGCCUCAUCCUCUCACAUUAUCUGUCCCGAGAGAUCGUUCCCAGAAGACACCUGUACCAGACAGUAUGGCUAAGCUAAUUCCUCAGACUAACUUACAGUCAAUCCCCAUGAAUCUAGAUCACUUCGGGGGAACAACUGUUCAUCUGACUACCGGACGACAUCAGGCUGGCUAUGAUAUAUAUCCAGGACUUCAUAAUCAGGCUGGGGGACAGUUUUUCCGUGUUGCUAAACGAACUCAACUCAUGUUUCCUCAAAACGAAAAGAAAGUUCAUUGGGAUGAAUAUGGGGCUCAUCUCGAUCCGGAAUUGUUUGCUUCGGUUGAACCUAUUCCUAACCAGGUACCACUACAGCUUUGCGACGUUAAAAAUAAAGAUAUAAAAGCAAGUCCAGAUUUUAUUGCAUCGACUUUCAAUUCUACAUCAAUAUUAGAUUAUUUAGUUGCUAAAACACCAAAUCUCGAUGUAUUGGAUACGGAUACACGUUGUGUAAUACACAGUUUAGAAAUACCUUUACGUUGUGAAAUUAUAUUUUUGGAUUAUGAGGGUCGAUCAGAUGGUGAAGCUAUGAAGCGUAUACUAAUCGGUUUAAGACCCCAAGAAGUGAUUUUAGUUGGCAAUAAUUCACCAGCUAUUGAUCAUCUUGCUAAUUAUUGCCGUGGUGUUAUGCUGUUAGAUUCAAAAUUAAUACAUAUUCCUCAUUCACUAGAAGUUGUCAAUUGUACAAAAGAAGGUGAUAUUUAUCAGGCACGAAUGAAGGAUAGUUUAGUAUCAAGUUUGAAAUUUACAAAAAUACGUGAUUAUGAACUGGCUUGGGUUGAAGCAGUUGUAUCACUUGAUGAUAAAUCUAAUUAUCAUAUUAAAGAAGAGACAGAAAAUGAAGAUGAAGAAAUGUCCAGUGAUAAUAAUAAUAAUAAUAAUAAUCAGGAUCAUAAAGCGGGAUCAGAAUCUAAAAGUCGUACACCAUUAGCUGCUGAUGAAUUACCAGUUCUUAGUCUUCCAACAGGUCCUGUUGGACGACAUGAUACUGUCUUUGUAAAUGAACCAAAAUUAUCAGAUUUGAAACAGCUUUUAUUGUCACAAGGUUUAAUGGCAGAAUUUGUCAGUGGUAUAUUAGUCGUUGAUAAUUGUGUAUCGAUUAAACGUUCAGAAGCAGGUAAAUUAUUACUAGAAGGCUUAUUAUGCGGAACUUAUUUUGAAGUACGUCGUAUCCUGUAUCAACAAUUCGCUAUCUUGUGAUGAAAUGAAGACAAGAAAAAGAUAAAUAACAGCAUUGUUUUUGUUCUGUACACAUAUUAUUAUUGUACGUGUAUAUAUAUUUUUUGUGAAAUAAAUAUUGUUUUGCUAUUGUUUGCCUGUCUUCUGUUACCUUCUUAGUGUAAUUGGUUUCACUGAACUGAUAUGUUGAUGUAUUUUUAUUUGGUAUAAUAUGUAUACUAUUUUUUGAGUAGUGGUUUAUUGGUUUGGACUGUUCAUUUCCUAUCAGUGGGUCAUGGGUUCGACUUCGGCUUGGCCUACCGAUGUAUUUCAGCAGUCAAGUAGUAUCAAACUAACCCUUACACCAUAGGUGUAUGGCUUAUUGAAAACUGCAUAGAAUUAUUUGACCAUCGAUGUCGAAGCCA